AUGACUUUGGAGCCCGACGACGCGCUGAGGACUCCCGAACCGCUCUGGUCAUCGUAUGGUUCGCGGACGAUUAUGUCCGAUAACACCGGUUCGCCUUCUGACAGACAUUCCCGCUUUGAUAUGUUUCUCCCUACAAGAAUCGGAACGUUCGAAGCAGAAGAACCGGCCACCAUACGCACCCUACAUCGCUCAUUAAUGUUCCACGAUUUUUUUCCUGCUCGUCCCUCAGCACGAUCGAUCCGGCUGCUUGUGCCAAGUGCCUCCAACUCACCGUCGAAAGGCCAGAGCUUUCAGGAAAUCUAG
This is a messenger RNA of Marasmius oreades (fairy-ring Marasmius), 303 nucleotides long. RefSeq lists its product as uncharacterized. NCBI's taxonomy places the organism in Eukaryota, Fungi, Basidiomycota, Agaricomycetes, Agaricales, Marasmiaceae. Bases 1 to 303 code for a protein of 100 amino acids. The transcript is spliced from 4 exons. The record is from RefSeq and is a predicted model, not a curated record.